This is a messenger RNA of Anopheles funestus (African malaria mosquito), 980 nucleotides long. Its product is annotated as aquaporin AQPAn.G-like. Gene Ontology annotation, cellular component: plasma membrane. The record is from RefSeq and is a predicted model, not a curated record. Gene Ontology annotation, molecular function: water channel activity. Gene Ontology annotation, biological process: transmembrane transport. The transcript is spliced from 4 exons. Bases 4 to 936 code for a protein of 310 amino acids. Lineage: Eukaryota; Metazoa; Arthropoda; Insecta; Diptera; Culicidae.
GACAUGACGCACAACGGAUUAUCGAUACACCAACAUCAACAACAGAUCGCUAGCAAUGGCGAGGGAUCCGCUAAUGGUGUUCAUAUAAUCGAGGAUGCUGCCCAAAAAAGAGUUACAUUUCAAACAUCGUGGCACACACAGAUAUCAAACACGCCAUCCUUUAUCGUCCUUUCCAAGUUCCUGGGAGAAUUUUUUGGCACGGGCACUCUGAUGUUUCUAGGAUGUAUGGGCUGUCUAGAUGGUUUCGACAACGUUACAACCAACUUCAGCCGAGGCCUCAUCUUUGGCUUUACGGUUAUGGUGGUGAUCCUCACAUUUGGUGUAGUCUCUGGAGCUCACAUAAAUCCAGUUGUUUCAAUAGCCGCAUACAUCUACGGUGAUAUUUCGUGCAUGAUGGUACUAGUAUACUUUGUGGCUCAGUUUACCGGCGCUUUGUGUGGUUAUGGAUUGCUUAUGGGUGUUGCUCCUCAGACUUACUUCGAUCAAGCGUUAGUUGGUGGUCAUGGUAGUUGUGUUACGGCCCCACACGCCAGUCUUACAACAACAGCCGCUUUUGGAAUAGAAUUCAUUGUCACUGGAAUUCUUAUCUGGGCGUGUUGUGGUGUUUGGGACCCACGGAACGCUAAACAUCAGGAUUCGGCUCCAUUGAAAUUUGCGCUGCUCGUAGCUGCCAUCUCGGUUGCAGCAGGUCCCGCUACCGGUGCAAGUAUGAACCCUGCCCGAACAUUAGCACCGUGCGUAUGGAACAACAGUUACCAUAAAAUAUGGAUUUAUUUUGUAGCACCACCUUUGGCUGGUGUUGUUAUGCCCAUAACGUACAAGUAUGUCUUUCGAAGAGAAUUGCAUAAUGAUGGCGAACUAGAAACUACAACUCCCCAAGAACAGGUGUGUGUGUGCGUUAUACAUAAUAAAGAAUCACAAUUUGAAAAGGUCUGAAUGUAAUGGUAAGUUAAAUAAAAAUGAUUUCUACAAACAGAAAA